Messenger RNA from Alternaria rosae, 1123 nucleotides. RefSeq lists its product as uncharacterized. The record is from RefSeq and is a predicted model, not a curated record. The coding region runs from base 251 to 988 and encodes 245 amino acids. Lineage: Eukaryota; Fungi; Ascomycota; Dothideomycetes; Pleosporales; Pleosporaceae. The transcript is spliced from 2 exons.
CUGAUGCGUUUCCACAAACAUGUCUAUCGACUGCAAGCUCUGAGUUGCCAACCGCUCGACUCAGUCUCUACCAACUUGCAGCCCUCGUUCAAGCAGGUAUGGACAACUUUCUCAACACGCAACUGCAUCCCGCAGACACCUGCAACAUCGUUACGUAGUGGUCCCUAGACCGAACCCGCGUGCACCCUUCGAUGUCGCCUCCAUUUGGAAAGCACUGUGCGAUCAGCCGCCCGAACGCCUCCACGCCUUCAUGAUGAAGGUAUGGUCUGGGUUGGAAAUCCUUUGGCAACGAGAGCCCACCGGUGCCUUCACAGUAAUCUCUGUACUCGAUCAAGCCAUCAUCCCUGCCCUCAUCAACACUGCACAUCGCACCAACGCGCCCGACGACCGGCGGCAGGACUCUCUUUUGGAUUGCUACAAUCUCGUGGCCGCAUCUUGGGACUCCCUGGGCCGCCCCAAUAUAGCGACUGGUCUCGCGAUCCCGCUGGUUCGGCUUGCACGUUUGAUGGCCAGCGGAGGCGCUGUGCUACCGAAAUGGCUGACCACGAACCCACGCGCAAACAGGCUAGUUUGGCGCGCAAAUGCCUGUCUACCCAUCGGCGAAGUAGACAUAUCGUGGCGCUACAUCAUCGAAGCUUCUCAACAGAUAGAGUCGCCUCAUUUCCCCUUGCUACACCUCUAUACCGUGUUUAUCAGCCAGGGUAUCGCACACUUCCCUGCACCGAGGCCAUAUCCAACCAAGCGCCAUGAGAUCAUGAAUCUUGUGGUUGAGCGUUGUUGUACGAAGAUUGGCGGGGGAGGUGCGGCUUGGAAGGGCAAGCCGGGCGACGAGCUCAAGGAUGUUCUGGUGGGGGUAUACGACGAGUUGCGAAGGCAGCAGCUGGGAAAGAGCCGGAUGAGUCUGCGAGGUCACGACGGAGAGGAUGCGCUGGUCAAGGGCAUAUGGGCCCUCGCUGGCUGGGGCGGCAGAAGAGGUAACGCGCGCUGAUGGCAUUGCGAAUGUGGUCUUAUAUCGAGUCAGAGACGGAACUACUUUGCAUGCAUCCCUGAAUUGUUGAAGGAUACCAACAUGCCUUUCGAGUGACGAUGCUGGCCACUGGUCCCCGUUGGCGUGAUCCUUGAG